Molecule: messenger RNA, 390 nt
Organism: Suillus discolor
Lineage: Eukaryota; Fungi; Basidiomycota; Agaricomycetes; Boletales; Suillaceae
Exons: 1
Coding region: 1-390 (129 amino acids)
Source: RefSeq, a predicted model, not a curated record
AUGCAUGUUCGAGUUGGAGUGGCUGGUUUGGACUAUCUCAAAUGUCUUUCUGACUGUGGUUGUACUGGUGGUGUCAACUAUUGGUCAGACAACGACAUUGAUGAUUACAAACCAGACACAUCUUCUGAAGGUGCAUUGUCAGACUGUGAAAGCCUGUGUGAGCUCAAGGGAGAUGAUUUGGAGCACAAUUUGAAGCGGCUCCAAGCAGAGGCUGACUUGGAAGCCCCCAGGUGGACAGCACCUAUUGAUACAUUGUUUAAGAUAAUCUUGAGGCCAAAGACAAAUGUCGUUUGGAAGAAGGCAGAGCAGAAUAGAUCAUUGGGAUAUAAUGGACUGUCAAGUUGUACUCAAUGUCAGAGGGAUAAGCUGGCCCGAGACCAAGCUGAAUGA